Molecule: messenger RNA, 3203 nt
Organism: Polistes dominula (European paper wasp)
Lineage: Eukaryota; Metazoa; Arthropoda; Insecta; Hymenoptera; Vespidae
Source: RefSeq, a predicted model, not a curated record
GCGCAGGCUCGCGUACGCGUAUCGUCUCUUUUGUUUCGUUCCUUUGAAUGUGUCGUCGUGGAAAAUCCUCGUGUGAUAUACGCAGGUACAAACACCAAGAGUUUUACAAAGAUAGGGAAAGAAAGAGAGAUAGAACGAGUAAGAAGUUCGUAACUUGUUCGGAUACCAUUCGGCUUUUUCCGCGUUUAAACGAGAAAUCCUCCUCGACCGAUGUAAUAUUUACCAAAGGAUCGACGCUAGUGGAUUAUUCGAUUGAAAAAUGUUUGUAUGUAAUUUGAAUAAAACUCCAAUAUCGAUAGGUCUCUGGUGAUACAGUGUAUACGUUGGGUAUGUUUAUAUGUAUGUAUAUGUGUGUGUGUGUGUGUAUGUGUGUGUGCGUGAGUGCCUUUUUGUACGCGUCCCCGUGUGAAUGCAAAGAAGAAAAGGUGUAUUUUUUAGUGUGGAAAAAAUAAAAGGGAAUAAGUGGGCGGGAAAUUUGAAUUUAAACAAAAUUUAUCGAUCACGGCGACGAGGAAAGAAUCGAUACAAAUUUAAUAUCAAACUGUGUUUUAAUCGAACGACGGACGGACGAACGAUGCUUUUGAAGAGAAUAACGAAGAGAAAUGUUAGUGGAAUGAAAGGAAACAACAACGUUGAGAGACCGUCGUGCGACCGCGUUCCCUUGCGAUCGAUGAAGAAUACUAACACCAAUAUCAACACCAACACCAACGCGUUUAGUAGCGUUGUACCACGGUGAAGAGCGAGUACCUGACAACCUAUACACAUAUACGAACGUUUUCUUGUAGCUUCGUUUGUUACAGGGACAUUCAAGAAUAAAAAAGAAAGUAAUUAUAUUAAAAAAAAAAAAACACACACACACACACACACAAAAAGAGAAGGAAUAAAAAGAUGUCAGCGAUCAAUAGAGGGAGUAAUGAUCGAGAUCGAUCUUGUCCGAUCGAGAGGCGACUUGGACGAUGAGGAAAAAUCGACAAACAUUCAUUAAUAUUAUUCUCGUAACUACUACUACUCCUACUUCUUUAACUGCUAUUACUAUUAUUAAAAGAAGAAGGACGAAGAGGAGAAAGAUAAGAAGAAUAAGAAGGACGAGGUGGGAGUUUGAGGGAAGUUUGCGAGCGCCAUCUUGACGAAAUAGAGAAGAGAGGCGAGGCGCGAUGGCGGUACUCGAUCGUUGAUCGACGAGAGCCGCGGGCGAUUCGAUCUUCCUUCUCGUCGAUCGAACGUCCCCCGUCCUCUCUCUCUCUCUUUAUUUACUUGUUUUUACUUUUUUUUCCAUUUAUCCUCCCGGAAGAGAAGAGAGUAAAAGCUUAUAUCUAACAACAACAAUCCAUAUACACAAGACACUGCGACAAUAAAGAAGACAACGGCGUACCAACCAUACUUUAACCGGAUACGUCGAUCUCUCGCUUUAUUUUUUUCCUUCCUUACCUUCUCAUAUUUUAUAUUUUUAUUUUAUUCCCUUCGAGAGAGAGAGAGAGAGAGAGAGAGAGGGAGAGAGAGAGAGAAAACCAACCUCGAGGAGUGGGCAUUUUUAUUUUUAGCAGUUUGCCGGUUCUCUCUCAAGCAUCGUCGCAAAAACCGGUUCCUCUCGGGUACCACUGCUCUCCGAGAAAGCACGAGGAACUGGAAGAGAGAGUGACAGAGAAAGAGAGAUACGAGUCCAGUAUACACUUCAAGAGUCUAAAGAGAGAGAGAGAGAGAGAGAGAGAGAGAGAACGUGGAAUUUGCUCGUGUCCCAAUAUAUAUAGUCGCCAACACCGUUUUCACGUUGCUCUGUGCGUAUAUUUAUAUAUAAAUACAUGUGCACAAGAUCGUUGUGCUAAGACUAUCAGUCUUUCUCUCUUUGUAGCUUCUAUUAUCACUUAUGAAUUAUUUGUUUCUCUCACUCUCUGUUGCAUAGACACAUGCGCGAAUACACCUCUAAUCUUCUACGUUAUCGAUCGCUCAUGCACAUGACGGAUUUAUAAUCUACCUGGUUAUAUCCACAUAGACGCACAAUUACAAUUAACAAAUAUUUGGAUUAUUUAAAAUAAGAAAGAAAUAAGAGAGAUAGGAUAAAGGAAAAAGGGGGGAUGAUAUGAAGAAUGGCAACCGAUUCGAGCAACAACGAGAACAACAAUCGUCAUCAAGGGGUCAGAGCUGUCGCCACGACGACAACCGAUCCAAGACGUAACGAAAAACGCGCCGUGGCUGCUCGAGGUGCUGCUGGAGCACUUGCUCUCAGUGUAUUGGCUGUCGUACUCCAAUCAGCUGCCACUGCCACCCCACACUGGGGAUACUUCAAUAAUCCGGAUGCUGGUUCAGCCGCAGAGAGUGGUUAUUUUGGACCAUGGAGACAAUGUAAGAUACUUUUAUAUCAACGAGAAAGAUGUGGCCAAGGUGUAUCAAGGUUUCAACCAGUCUUGGCUGUGUGGGUUGCUGGAUUGGCUGCCGCUGCUGCCUCCGCGUUACUCGCUCUAUUGGUUGGCCUUGCCGUACUUCAACUCGCCAUGGCCUCAUCAGCAAAGAAGGUUGUCAUUUCGUAUAGCACUGCCCUUAUCGGCAAGGUCGCCUUAGCAACCUUGGCAACGUCAUUGGCCAUCGUAGCUGCGAGUUUAUUUGCUUUGCAAACGGAUGACAGAGCAAACAGUUUUGUUAUCACAAGAGGAGAGGCUUUUUAUAUGCAGUUAGCAGCCAUUGCCUUGAACUUUGGCGUACUCGUUUCUGCUGUUUACGAGGGAAUUUACGCCAGAAGGGGUGGCGACCCUACAAAGAUAAGGGCCAUCCCUGAUCCUCGAGCAGCUACCAUAAAUAAUCCAGGAUAUCGAGAACACCAUCGACCGACAAAUGGUGGUAGUAUUUCAAUGACGGAUGCAAGUGGUAAACCAUAUGUAGGAGGUGAUGCCGGAAAUGGUUCGAUGGCAUCCGUUGCAACGUCAGGAAGUGCAACUAGUGCUGCAUCUCCUUUGAGAAGUUCAUUGAAGAAGCCAAAACCUCUAGGAAUUCAUAAUCCAGGAUUUUCAGCGCAUAGUCCGACGUUGUCGAGGAAUGGUUCGCAAAAGAAGGUUCGUAUUCAAACGCAUUCAACAGAAGUCUAAAGAGAACAACGUUAUUUGAGUUUUCUUCUUGACAAGCAACUAAAUUAAUUCGUCCAUGAAGAAGAAGAAGAAGAAAAAGAAGAAGAAGAAGAAGAAAACGAAAUAAAAACAAACAAAAAAACUGUG